AUGAAGACAUAUGCUGCAGCCCUUGCCUUUGCGACUCUUGCACUAUCGCAAAGGACAGAUCUCCACGGCUGCGUCGGCGUAUGGUUCGUUGACACCGGAUUCGAAGACGGCGCCUGUUGCGUCGGAGGCACCCUCUCUGCGCCUUACCUCUCCACCUGUCCUGGCUGGCCUGUUUGUUCCGGGCCCGCGACAACCACGACCACAUCGCAGCCAUUGAGCUGUGCCACCGUCAUCGCCAGCGACGACAAUUACUCGAGCAACCUUGCUGCCGCAACGAGCAGCCUCGCUGCGAGCGGGACACAUUUUCAGACAACCUUGACUGCUGGUGGAACGGCUACAGGAGGACCCGCUUCGACGGCGUCCUCGGGAUCUGCCUCGUCGGACAGUGUGACUGGGACGACGGGCGUGGCUUCGGCGUCGCCGACAGGAAAUAGCGGGCCGACAAAGUCGAUGGCUGGUGCUGGAGUGGUCGGUGGAGCUAUUGGGGUGCUUGCUCUAUUGUUGUAG
Messenger RNA from Fonsecaea monophora, 507 nucleotides. RefSeq lists its product as hypothetical. Lineage: Eukaryota; Fungi; Ascomycota; Eurotiomycetes; Chaetothyriales; Herpotrichiellaceae. Bases 1 to 507 code for a protein of 168 amino acids. The transcript is spliced from 2 exons. The record is from RefSeq and is a predicted model, not a curated record.